This is a messenger RNA of Trichoderma asperellum CBS 433.97, 1779 nucleotides long. RefSeq lists its product as uncharacterized. Gene Ontology annotation, molecular function: ubiquitin binding. Lineage: Eukaryota; Fungi; Ascomycota; Sordariomycetes; Hypocreales; Hypocreaceae. Gene Ontology annotation, biological process: protein modification process; protein transport; endosome to lysosome transport. The record is from RefSeq and is a predicted model, not a curated record. Gene Ontology annotation, cellular component: ESCRT I complex.
CCCACCAUCUCCUGCGACUGACGAUGCCUCGCACAGCAUCACCACUACGAUGCCCGUUCAACAGCAUGUGCUGAACUGGCUGUACAGCGUCUUGACAAGUGAAUAUCACGAUGUCAACCGCACGUACGGCGACGUGGCCACGGUCCUCGCGCGAUAUCCGACACUUGCUCCUCGAACCGACGUCUAUACGUUUCCUAAUGGCGCCAGCUCCCUGCUAGUCCAUUUGACGGGCACGAUCCCAACCCUCUUUCGAGGCACCACAUAUAGGUUCCCCGUCUCAAUAUGGGUGCCCCAUGCGUAUCCGAGGGAGGCACCGUUGGUGUAUGUCACCCCAACAGAGACCAUGAUGGUCCGUCCGGGUCAGCAUGUCGACCCUCAGGGCCAGGUCUACCACCCAUAUCUGGCUGGUUGGGGCGAUUUCUGGGAUAAAUCAAGCCUAAACGAUUUUCUUUCCGUCUUGAGCGAUGUAUUCGCAAAGGAACCGCCCGUUAUCUCACGGCAGCAGUCUCGACAGGGUGUCCAGAGUCCGCCUCCCGCUCAAAUGCCACCUCCCGUCACCCCCCACCCCCCAGAAUUACCUGCUACUUCGGCGCCUUCUCCGGGAGGACUAUAUACAAAUCAAGGAGAACCCCGACCGCCGCCGCCGCCUCCCAAACCUCAUCAGGACACUCGCUCACCACCGCCGAUUUCAUCACAUUCUCAGCUCUCUUCUCCAAGCCCUGCCAGCAGUACAGGAAUACCAUCAAGAUAUGAAUCAGCUCCGCCUCUCCCGCCACAGCCACAGGUAUCUAGGCCGCCAUACCAGCCUCAUGGUCAAUCUCUCCCCCAGUACGCGAACCAUCAGGGGCCAAGCCCUCAAUCUCCUCCUCAGCCUCAGCCGCAAGGGCUGCCGCAACCUCAGCCAUUAGGGUCAAAUGUUGGAUAUUCAGGUCAAUUCCAUCCCCAAGGACAAGCACAGGGCCAGGGACAAUGGCAGCCACCCCAUCAGCAGCAGCAAGCAUGGGAUAGGCCUCCUGCUCAGCAGCAGCAGUGGCAGCAGCAGCAACUGCAACAACGGCCCCAGCCCCCUCCCCAACCAAGGCCGCCACCGCCUCCUCAAAAUCUCCUCGAUGAUACGCUCAGCUUGGAGAUAUCAUCUCAUGGCAUCGAAGCACCUCCUAUUCCUCCGAACCCCGAAAAAGAUGCUCUUCUUAGGCAACUGGCCCAGACUUUGGCUUCUAUCCGACAACGCAGCCGACAACAGAAUGAAUCUAGCAUGGCAGGAUUAGGCGCCCAGCAGAAUGCCAUGUUAUCUGCAAUGUCCGCCGUUCAAGCAGAAAUGGGGCAACUGACUCAGCUGUCUAACAUUAUCAAUUCCAACACUAAUAUUCUUCAUGACGCUCUGCGGAAAGCAGACGCCGUCAUUGAAGGGUCGAGGAGCCACACUGUUCCAGAUAUCGAUGAACUACUAGUAGCCCCCACGGUAGUAUCCAACCAGUUGUACAGAGUAGUGGCAGAGGAGAGGGCACUGGGAGAUGCCAUAUUCAUGCUUGGCCGUGCUGUUGAGAGAGGCCGCAUAUCCCCCGCCGCGUUUGCGAAAAUGACGCGAUCUUUGGCAAGAGAAUGGUAUCUGAAGAAGGCUCUGGCACGAAAGAUUGCACAGGGCAUGGGGCUGAUCUUACAAGCAUAAAUGUGAGGCGUAUAAAUCCCAAUCCCAUACAUAGGUAGUAGUUACCUACCUUUUGAUAGCAAUCGUGUGGAUACAAUAGUGUGAUUUGAUACGCUUGAAACUUUUCCCGC